Dunckerocampus dactyliophorus (ringed pipefish) is the source of this 6465-nucleotide messenger RNA. Its product is annotated as adenylate cyclase type 1-like. The record is from RefSeq and is a predicted model, not a curated record. Gene Ontology annotation, biological process: cAMP biosynthetic process; adenylate cyclase-activating G protein-coupled receptor signaling pathway; intracellular signal transduction. The transcript has 20 exons. Gene Ontology annotation, cellular component: plasma membrane. NCBI's taxonomy places the organism in Eukaryota, Metazoa, Chordata, Actinopteri, Syngnathiformes, Syngnathidae. The coding region runs from base 323 to 3766 and encodes 1147 amino acids. Gene Ontology annotation, molecular function: adenylate cyclase activity.
GUGUGGGGAGCUGACUUGGGUCUUAUGUUUUCCUCACAGUGCGCAUGCGUGAUCCCAUCUGAGCCUCGCAAAGAGCCGCUAAGUUGCGAGUGGAGGUCGCGUUGGGAGCUUCUGCAUACGUUCUGUCUUCUUAUUUUGAUUAUUUGGAGGGGACGAGGACUGAAAGAGAUGGCGUUUGUACCGCCCAGCGGCGCCACCGAGCCGAGCCUACCUUCAACCUGUGGAUAAAGAAGUGUGGACCAACGUGGGAUUCGGCGCCGGUCCGCUCGACCCAAACAAAAGAAUUUAAAAAAGAAGAAGCAGUGAGUCGGACCUUCAGUUUAUGAAUGGCCCUGACAUGGAGGAAGUACCGUUUCAGAAAGUCCGAAGCAGGAGGAAGAGAAGUCACUGUCCUCCGGGCUUCCCCGUGAGGAGCAUCGCCUGCGAGGACGAGUUCGACUGCAAGGAGCUCGAGUCUCUCUUCCAGAACUACAACCUGAAGCUGGAGCAGACCUCCACUCUCAAAGCUCUGGCCGUGCUCAUCUUCAUGUCGUCCACGCUGGCUGGCGUGGAGCUGCUGUCCGGCCCCAGCCUCACCAUCUCCAAGGGUUCCCACCCGGUGCACUGUGUCAUCUUCACCUCCUUGUUCAUCGUCACCAACGUCAAGUACCUGCAGGUCACUCAGCUGCAGCAGAUCGUCAACCUGACCCUCCUCUUCGGAUUCACCUUCUCCUUCCUUUGCUGCCCCUUCUCCCUCGGAGCCAUGGGUUUGGAGCCCCCGACAUCCCCCGACCAGGGCGUGUGGCAGCUCAUCCUGGUUACCUUCGUCGCCUACGCUCUCCUGCCCGUCCGGACGCUCCUGGCUGUGGUCUUUGGACUGAUGGUGUCCGUCUCCCACCUGAUUGUGGCCGCCACAUCAGUCACGGUGAAAACACAGAAAUUAUGGAGGACGCUGGUUGCCAACACGGUGCUGUUCACCAGCGUCAACCUGUCGGGCCUGUUUGUGCGUAUCCUGACGGAGCGAGCGCAGAGGAAGGCUUUCCUGCAGGCUCGCAACUGCAUAGAGGACAGACUCCGCAUGGAGGACGAGAAUGAGAAACAGGAGCGCCUCCUCAUGAGCCUGUUGCCCAGGAAUGUAGCUAUGGAGAUGAAGGAGGACUUCCUGAAGCCCCCUGAAAGGAUCUUUCACAAAAUCUAUAUCCAGCGGCAUGAUAAUGUCAGCAUCCUGUUUGCAGACAUUGUAGGCUUCACCAGCUUGGCCUCCCAGUGCACCGCCCAGGAACUGGUUAAACUCCUGAAUGAGCUGUUUGGAAAGUUUGAUGAGCUUGCCACGGAGAACCACUGUCGCAGGAUCAAGAUCCUGGGGGAUUGUUACUACUGUGUGUCUGGACUGACCCAGCCCAAGACUGACCACGCCCACUGCUGCGUCGAGAUGGGUCUGGACAUGAUUGACACAAUAACGUCAGUGGCGGAGGCCACAGAAGUCAACCUGAACAUGCGUGUGGGCCUCCAUACAGGCCGGGUGCUGUGUGGAGUGCUGGGCCUCAGGAAAUGGCAGUAUGAUGUUUGGUCAAAUGACGUGACCCUUGCCAAUGUGAUGGAGGCUGGCGGUCUACCUGGAAAAGUCCACAUCACCAGAUCUACACUAGAGUGCCUGAAUGGAGACUACGAGGUGGAGCCUGGAAAUGGUCACGAGCGCAACGCCUUCCUCCAAAAACACGAGAUUGAAACUUUCUUCAUAGUGCCAUCACACCGACGGAAGAUAUUCCCGGGAUUGAUUCUUUCGGAUAUAAAGCCCGCCAAAAAGAUGAAGUUCAAAACGGUGUGCUACUUACUGGUGCAGCUCAUGCACUGCAGGAAGAUGUUCAAGGCGGAGAUUCCCUUCUCUAAUGUCAUGAACUGCGAGGAUGGUGAUAAGCGAAGGGCCAUGAGGACGGCUCCCCAGAAACUGAGAAAUCGCACCAACGCCAACCAGGCCAACGUGAUCCAGAGCAGCCCCAGAACGCGGGUCAACCGCUACAUCGGGCGCCUGAUCGAGGCCCGUCAGACCGAGUCUGACACGGCUGACCUUAACUUCCUCACGCUCAUGUACAAGUGCUCGGAGCGUGAGCAAAGGUACCACCAGGUUCCGGAUGAGUACUUCACCAGCGCAGUGGUUUUGUCUCUGAUCCUUGCUGCCUUGUGUGGCCUUGUCUAUCUUCUUAUCAUACCACAGGGCACGGUGGUACUGGUGCUUCUUGUUUUCUGUAUCUGUUUCCUGGUAGCGUGUAUCAUGUACCUGCAUAUCACUAGAGUCCAGUGUUUUCCAGGGUGCCUGUCCAUUCAGAUCCGCACUGCUCUCUGCAUCUUCAUUGUGCUCUUAAUCUACGCUGUGGCCCAGGCCUGUGUGGUGGGCUGCAUGCCCUGGUUGUGGGGCGGCGCCAACAUCAACAGCUCCAUUGUUAUUAUUGACGUGGACAGCGGCGCCAACCACACCGUGGCCGAGUUGCCUUGCGACGGCGCCCAUUAUGCCUUCCUGUCAUGCGUGGUGGGCACGCUCACCCUGGCGCUCUUCCUGCGUGUCUCCUGGAUGCCAAAGAUGGCACUCAUGCUCCUCCUGGGGGUGCUGUACGUCACCGUGCUGGAGCUCAGCGGAUUUCGCAAGACCGCUGGUGGGGGGUCCUUCAACAUCCGGGGCUCCGAGCCCAUCCUGUCUCUGUUGCUCUUCGUCAGUGCCCUGGCCCUCCACUCUCGACAGCUUGACCUCAAACUGCGCUUGGACUUCCUGUGGGCUGUGCAGGCUGAGGAAGAAAGGGAUGGCAUGGAAAAAGUCAAACUGGAUAACCGCAGGAUCCUUUUCAAUCUGUUGCCAGCACACGUGGCCCAACACUUCCUGCUGUCCAACCCCAGGAACAUGGUGAGCCUCGCUCAUAGACAGGCAGACACACACAAAGACCAUCAGGAUCUGUACUACCAGUCCUACGCACAAGUGGGCGUGCUCUUUGCCUCCAUCCCAAACUUCAAUGACUUCUACAUCGAAUUGGACGGAAACAACAUGGGAGUGGAGUGCUUGAGACUGCUGAACGAGAUCAUCGCUGACUUUGAUGAGCUGAUGGAUAAGGAGUGCUACAGAGACAUUGAGAAGAUCAAGACCAUAGGCAGCACCUACAUGGCAGCUGUGGGCCUCGUCCCUACCAUAGGAAUGAAGGCCAAAAAGUCCAUCUCCGACCACUUGAGCACCAUAGCCGACUAUGCCAUCGAGAUGUUUGAUGUUCUGGAUGAAAUCAACUAUCAGUCUUACAACGAGUUCGUCCUGAGAGUGGGGAUCAAUGUGGGUCCUGUGGUGGCAGGCGUCAUUGGGGCACGGCGACCCCAGUAUGACAUCUGGGGGAAUACGGUCAAUGUGGCCAGUCGCAUGGACAGCACAGGAGUACCCGGGAAGAUACAGGUAACGGAAGACGUCUACCGCCUGCUGAAUUCUGAGUACGAUCUGGUGUGCCGUGGCAAAGUGAGCGUGAAGGGCAAAGGGGAGAUGCUGACCUACUUCCUGGAAGGCAAGGUGCAGGGCGUGGGUACGGCCACCACAUCUUCCGUGGUGCGCUCGGCCAGCCUGGCACGCCGCAUCCACUCGUGCGGGAAGACCAGUGUGCCCAUCAACAUGGGUAGUGUAUCGCCGGCUGCCGCCCAGGCGAACGCCGCCAACAGCCAGCCGACAUGCCUUCCCUCUUCCCGCGUGCCUGCAGUGGGAGAGGAGGAGGAUGAAGAGGAUAUGGAGGUGAUUGAGAUCGAGGCUGAUGUUGCGGUGUAGACACAAACAUGAGACUGAAGGUAAGAAAGCCUUGAUGGAGGAGACUUUCCUAACAAGCGACCACGCUCAUUCAGGAAAUGAGCCAUCACAAUGGCGGUGUGAUUCAGACAAUCAUACCUACUUUUUUUAGGGAGCUGCUUGCCAGUCUUCACCUCCACGUGUAUGUGCAUCACUGCAGAGGACAUACUGUAUUCUAUAUAUUGAUCAUGGGACUGAUCAUGCUAUUGCUUUUGCACUGUCUUUCUAAUGAUGCCAAGGAUGCAUUGCAUUAUUUACACAUGUCACAUGGUGUUUUUUUCCUGGUGCGCCUCAGCAUGCAUGCGUGUAGUUGUGAGUGUGUAUGCAAGUGUGGCGUGAUGGUGUUGUAUGACACAGCAGCACAACAACAUUAAAAAACAAAAACACUUACUUAUAAUUUAGUGCAUCUUACUGUAAAGUAGACACUCUCCCCUUGAAAGAAACCAAAGUGAUGAGCUCUUCAAGGAAUAUUUGCGGUGUUUGCCUCGCCAGCCGCCCACAGAUUGGCUAGAACGUGUUUUGGUGCGUUUUUUUCCGAGAUAAAGUACAGUGGAACGUCUGAAGUUGAAUGCAUGUCAUUUGUUUUGAAUUGGAACUAUUUCCCAUUAGAAAUAAUGGGAAUGGAAAUAAUCAGUUCCAGGGUCAAACUGUCGCCAUCAUAAAACCUUUAUUAUUAACUGCGUGGGCAACAUUUUAAGUGAACAUUUAAAACAAAUAGAAACUGAACUUUAAAAUGAAAAAUUGUGUGUAAAAGUGUGUAAAAAAAAAAAACAGUGUCGCCAGACAAAAGUAUUGGGACAUGCUGGAGUCUUACUUUUCUGGACAUCCCUGAAGGCUAAUGUGGUAAAACCAAAGGAAAAGCACAACAGAACGACCAGUGACUCUCAGCUGAUUAUUUAAGUUUAAAAAUAUAAAACGGUAGCGUUCUUAAUUGUCCUACAAGUGUAAAAAUAAGUUAACCGUUGUUAAUAUUAAAAUGUACAAACAGUAAAACUCUCAAUCUGAACUUUUAAUACGAAGCUGAUUUGUGUUGCAGUUUCAGCUGCUUUUUUAAACCUUAUUAAUUGUCGUACAAGUGGGGGGAAAAAGUUCGGGACACAUUGGAGUCCUGCUGCUUUGAAUGUGAGUCCGCUUACGUCACGUUCUUUUCUUGUUAAGGCGGCUCUGGUUAAAAAAAAAAAAUAAUUAAAAGCACAAUACGUUAAGAAUGAAUUAUGUGACUCUGAGCUGAGGUGUCACACGAUAUGAUGGCGUCCCAAUGUUCAUUAAAGUUCAGAAAUGUUACAUUUGAAUUUGAGCAUUCUUAACUGUCAGGCAAGUGUAAAAAUAAGUUAACCGCUGUUACUAUUAAAAUGUAAAUCCCCAUUUGAACUUUUACUGCAAAUGUGAUUUACCUCGCAUCUCUUUUUUUUUUAUAUCAUUUGUCAUUAGGGGUGUCAUGAGACACUCAGAGGAGACGAUAUACGAGAUCGGGUCUACGAGACGAGAUUACUUUUAAGAAAAGUACCAAGAAAAAUUAAAGUAAAAAAAUGACGAUAUAUUACAAUCUACUAAUUUAAUUCCUACUAAGUUGUGCGUAUGCUACCGGCCCCAACCUCACCCACCGAGACAAAGAGACCGCAUGACAGACAAAAGGGCUCACUCCAUUCAUGCCGUUGUUCCAUUAAACAAACACGCCAAGGUACUGAAAGCAAUGCACAGAGUGAACUCACUUCCUGCCUGUUUGCAUGCGCAUGGCAAUAUAUUGAGGCCGGCAAAAUGAUCAUUUAUUUUCAUUUAUUGUGUGAUUAAUUAAUCAUUAUUGUCCCAGGCCUAGUGCCCAUGAGACACUUUUUUUCUGGAUGAGACACCUUGUCACGUUUUAAUCUCGCCAGGUCUUGUGACACCCUUAACUGCCAUUCAGUGUGAAAACUUGGAUGUGUUGAGGCUUCUGUGGUAAAUAAGCCACUAAAAGCCAAAGGAAAAAAACAAAAAUGUACAGAAGGAAUGUUUUGAUGCUCAACUGAUGUGCAAACAAUCAAACUUUGAAAUUUUGCCCAACCUUAGAGCACAUGUUCCACAAAAUGUUUGAUGGAAUUCCAAAAUGCACCAUCUCAGGGACUUUGGACUUUAGAGGUUCCACUGUAUGUUGUCACCACUCCUCUCGGGGCCCAAGCCACAUGUGUGAUUUCUUGUGUGAGGAAGGUGUGCAUGUUAUACAAAAUAGCUGAAUCUGGUCUUUGCUGCUAUGGAAAUGUUAUUUGCAGUCAUAAGGUAGUGUGUGAAGCUCCAUACAUACCUGCAUAGAGUAUUACAUAAAGACAGUAUGAAAGCACACACACUGUUUGCACAACGCAAAGUUACUUUACAACACGGAAACUUUGGUGCAAUGUUUGGCACGCAUUCCUACUAGCUACACCAUAUAGCUGUAUCUUUAUUAUAUUAUUACCUGCAUUAUUUUUUUUAAAUUGAGCUGCAAACGUCCUGUUUCUGCCUUACUCUAUAAGCUUACAGUGUUUGCGACCUGCCUUUUUACAGUAGAUAUAUUCACUUUGAUAUGCAGGUCAUAUGUUUUUUGAGUGUUUUUGUAAAUAGCCAAAAAACACACAUGUAAACUAUGUGGAAUCUUGUACAGUGUAAAGUUGGUUUAUUGAAUAUUUUGUAAUAAAGACAAUAUUGGUGUAUAAAAUAGGCUCACGUGG